Molecule: messenger RNA, 839 nt
Organism: Polychytrium aggregatum
Lineage: Eukaryota; Fungi; Chytridiomycota; Chytridiomycetes; Polychytriales
Exons: 5
Coding region: 109-774 (221 amino acids)
Biological process (GO): tetrahydrobiopterin biosynthetic process; tetrahydrofolate biosynthetic process
Cellular component (GO): cytoplasm
Molecular function (GO): zinc ion binding; GTP cyclohydrolase I activity; GTP binding
Source: RefSeq, a predicted model, not a curated record
GCUCCCUUGGCGGGCUUUCCCUCGUCUGCCUCCAUCUCGUCCAGGGCUUGUUUCCGCAAGUCCAUUAGCUUCUCCUCCAAAAGAAGAAAGGCCACCUUCCAGAUAUCCAUGUCAUCCGAUUCGCCUCUCGAUGCCGAGCCCAAGGACUCCGAAAAGAGAGCCAGUGUCGUCAUGCCGCUCUUCCCCGAGACCCCGCGCCGGUCUUCUGUCGAGCACGGCCAGAUCGAGCAAGUCUCCGCAGCCACCCGCACGAUCCUCAGGGCCAUCGGCGAAAACCCCGAGCGAGAGGGCCUGAUCAAGACCCCCGAGCGCUACGCCAAGGCCCUUGCCUUCUUCACCAAGGGCUACGAGGAGGACGUGGGCGAGCUGCUCAACGAUGCCAUCUUCGAGGAGGAGCACGAGGAGAUGGUGAUCGUCAAGGACAUUGACAUUUUUUCGUUGUGCGAGCACCACAUGGUCCCGUUCUUUGGCAAGGUCCACAUUGGAUACAUUCCCAACCGCCGCGUCGUUGGGCUCAGCAAACUUGCCCGCAUCUCCGAGAUGUUUGCCCGGCGUCUGCAGGUGCAGGAGCGCCUCACCAAGCAGAUCGCAAACACCCUGAUGGAUGCCCUCCAGCCUCAGGGCGUCGCCGUCAUUGUCGAGUGCAGCCACAUGUGCAUGGCCAUGCGCGGAGUCCAGAAGCCCGGGGCCAAAACAAUCACAAGCUGCAUGCUCGGUGUGUUCCUGAAGGAUCCCAAGACACGCGAAGAGUUCUUGAAGCUGGCCCGGGAGUAGGGCCGCCUCCAAGCUGUAGUUAGGGGCCACCCGCUCUCUCGCUCCGAUCCUCCGAUCCUCCGAUC